GCCUGACUUAGCUAUUUACGGUAUAUUCCAUACCUCACAGGAACAUGGAUGUAUGGAAUCGGAGCAAUUGUGCAUGAGCGCAAGACAUGCCCGAGCACGAUACUGCCCUUCAGAAGGAUGGUACGGGACAGACUUGCAGCGAAUACAAAGUUCAAGUCAAUAGGAACGUCACGUUUGCCGGCGGCAAUUGCUUUUCCCCUCAUACCACCACCUUCACUGCGCCCUCUGGCUCCGUAUCCUGUCUGCGACGGCCGUCCUUGCAGCAGCGGCGCCGAAGCAAAAGACAGACAUUUUCAUCCCUGUUUGAGUAUAAAUUGCCGACAGGAAAGUGCCGUGCCGGUUCCUGCCUGCCAGGUUCAAAGUUGUCACCUACCAACCGCCACGGGAGAAUGCUAGAGCCAGAUUCGACCGCAUCCACUUCGCUCGGCGAUGAGAUCCUCGUCCCACCGCCGAAACAGAAACGGUCCAGCGUAGCUUGCAGACGAUGCCGUCGUCUCCGAGCAAAGUGCGUCAAAGACGAAGAGAAAGGUCGAUGUCGCGGCUGCAUCGAAGCAGGCGUGCCUAAUGAAUGCCAGUUUUUGCCGCGAGGCAUGAGUGCCAUCGACAGAGCCCCCCGACCCCCCCAGAAUCGAAAGCGGCAGACACGCCCCAAGGAUCUUGAUGGAGGACGCCAUACCGAUGGCUAUGAUGGCGCGAAGGCGGGACCGCUGUCCCCUCAGAGCCCUGUUGAACGGUUUUGCGAUAACUGUUCACAAUCCUUGACCUCAAAAUCGUCUUCCCACCAGGAUCUGCUCCCUCCUCACGAAGAACUCGUCGAAGCGUGCGAAUGGUUCUUUUCAACCUAUUUUCAGCUAGGUUUCCUCCACAAGCCGACUUUUAUGCACACGCUGCAAACUUCCCCGCAGUCUCUGAGCACCUUUCUCCUCCUUUCGAUGCUUUCAGUCUCGGCGCGAUUCACUCCUACCCUGAUACAGCGGUUUUCAACACCUGUCAAUGCAGCCAACACCUUUGCAAAGCGUGCACAAUCGUUGGUUGGCCAGGAAUUGCUGGCCGCGGCAUCGCUUGAUCGGGCCCAGGCGUUCUUCUUGUGCAGCAUAUGGAACUGGGGAAGUGGAUUUCGGGAUCGUAGCUGGAUCUUUCUCGGCAUCGCUGCACGGAUGGCUUCCGUCCUCCGACUUUCGCAGGAAGAGUCCUUUGACCUCGGCCCUGAUGCGACAGUGGAACAGAUCAUUAACGCCGAAGUAUCUCGGCGGACGUGGUGGGUAAUCUUCAUGAGCGACAAUCUGUUGAGCUCCGGAUGUGGGCGGCCCAUAUCAUUUGACCUAGACAAGGUGACGAUCCCACUGCCCUGCGAUGAGGAUCACUUCACUUUUGGAUACAAUGGACCAGCAACGGUAAUGGAAGGUACCCAUGCGCGACCGCGACUAGCGCCGCAGUCACGCUUCCCCAUUGACCCACAAUUGAGCAGCGAAAUUGCAGACACUAGUGCAACGAACGUCAAUGGUGGUGAACGGUCGCUCUAUGGUAACUUGGUCAUAAUCGCCGACAUCUGGGCUCGAGUAGCAAGAGGUACAUUGCUGAGAUCAAAAGCUGGACCUACGAUAGCUCCAUGGCGAAGUGAAAGUGAUUACUUUAAGCUGGCCACCGAGUUGCAGAACUGGGAAAAUAAGCUGUCCAAUAGACAGACGUGGUCACUGUCGAAUCUUCUAGCUUAUCAGAGCAAGAGUUUGGACCUGGGUUACCGAUGCAUUUUCUUAAUCAUGCACUUGUCACACAUCGUGCUGCGUCGGUCAUAUCUACCAAUGAUGGCCCGGGACGUCCAUUCGUCAACGAUUAAUCCUUCUAACUAUCGAUCUGAAGUGGCACCUCCGAGAUUUUGGGAGAACGUUGUUCACGAAAUGUUCGCCCAUGCACUUAAAGUCAUCGAGCUCGUAAAGAGUUGGGUGCCAACUAUGCCUUUUACUAGAGGCUCGACGCCAAUGAUGGGCUUUGCUAUUUACAUGUCGGGGUCUGUGUUAUCAUACCUCAAGCGUUGGACUUGGCUUUGCCCUCCAUUAGCCGAGUACUCCGGAACUGCUAUCCAGGAUGCGUUAGCACUUCUAUUGGAGUUGUCGGUAGUCUGGCCCACAAUGGCAGAUCGAUGGCAUUCUAGCCUAAAGGAGGCAUCUUGUGCCAUUCCAGCUCGCCAUGAAAAUCCGCAUCGGCAGGUCGAAGGCUUUGGGUCUGCCGCGGAAGAGGACCUGAGCACCGACGAUAGAGAGGGUAUGUACAGACACAAAUACCGGGGCACCUUGGAGGAAGCCGGAGUCCACGAGGAGCCGGUUCCGAUUCCCGAUAGCGUGCCAAAGGAGGAGACCAGUCCGAUUCCACAUCCACACGGCGCGGACAUGUUGUACUCGCUGGCGACGGCUGCGUCCCAUAGGAUGCAGCCUCCCCCACCUUCUGGGGGCGUACCAUUCGCCAAUGGCACUCAGAACGGGUCUGUCCCGGCGACCUGGGUUAACUACCAGGAAGACCUCGUCACUUUAUUCAACAAAGAUGAUCUUUCAUCGCACCUGGAAUACAGUGGUGAUGGAUGGGCAUUUUAAUGAUGAUAUAUUUAUUAUGGAUUAUACCCUUUUCUUUGUAUGGGUUGUACUUGAAUGAAUUGUAUUUGUAUUUUCGCUAACUCUAACAAUUGUUUCGAAUGGUUCAGAUUCUAUUCAGCUUUUCUGCAAGUUCCUUGCAAUCUUCUCUCUGGCUCGGUCAGGAUGUCUAGAUCUGCACAGGAAGGAUAUCCUGCAUCGGACAGUGAAAAGUGACAUGUUCCCU
Molecule: messenger RNA, 2811 nt
Organism: Desarmillaria tabescens
Lineage: Eukaryota; Fungi; Basidiomycota; Agaricomycetes; Agaricales; Physalacriaceae
Product: fungal-specific transcription factor domain-containing protein
Exons: 10
Coding region: 87-2588 (833 amino acids)
Biological process (GO): regulation of DNA-templated transcription; DNA-templated transcription
Cellular component (GO): nucleus
Molecular function (GO): zinc ion binding; DNA binding; DNA-binding transcription factor activity, RNA polymerase II-specific
Source: RefSeq, a predicted model, not a curated record